CGGAGAACUACAAUCCCCACAAUACCUUGCGCCUCCCCGCCCUUCUGUGGUUCGCUAGUAGAAGUGCUCCCCACAAUCCUUUGCGGUAGCUCAAGAUGGCGGCGCCCUGUGGCACCCUGAGCGAUUUGGAGAGCAGCAGCAGCGACGCGGAGGAGCUAGCACGGUGCCGCGAGGCGGCGAUGCCGGCCUGGGGCCUGGCGCAGCGCCCGGGAGGGCCGGAGAAGCCAAGAGCAGAUGCCAGAAAUAAUCAGCGGCCAGCCACCCAGCCGAGCCUCAGGCAUAAAGUGGAUGAACAUGAACAAGAUGGCAAUGAACUUCAGACCACCCCCGAAUUCCGAGCUCACGUAGCCAAGAAACUGGGAGCCCUGCUGGACAGCUCAAUUACCAUCUCAGAAGUUGUGAAGGAGCCGGCAAAGGCUGAGGUACAGAAAGUCCCUGCAGAGGAUGAUGGCUUCCGCCUCUUCUUCACUUCCGUCCCUGGAGGCUCCGAGAAGAAAGCUGCUCCCCAGCCUGGCCGAAAGCGAUUACCUUCCGGCUCCAGUGAGGACAGCGAGGAGGAGUGGCAGCGGUGCCGGGAGGCAGCGGUGUCGGCCUCCGACAUCCUCCAGCAGUCUGCCAUCCACGGCCCUAUCAGAGUGGACGGAGAGGCAAAGAAGAAGAAAAAGAAGUUGAGAAAGAAAGCCAAGAAGGAGACCAGCACCGACUUGGUCGCCGCCGCCACCACCACAAGCGGGACCGCAGUUGGGAAGCCGGAAAAGCAGUCACCCCAGCUCAAUGGAGACCACGCAUCACUUGGGACCAAAAAGAAGAGAAGGAAGAAAAAAGCCAAGAAGGCCAAUGAGGCUUCCCCAUUCCCACCAACAAAGAGUGCAGUGGCCAUGCCUGCCAAUUGAUCCCUGCCCACGGGCACAAGGCUCAGCUAGUCCUGAGGACAAGGUGCCCGCCAGGGACAAGGCAUUUCCAAGCCCCACCUCCCUCUCCAAGUUCAAGGACUUGGCUGGCAAGUCCAUACUUGGCCCAUGAUUGGGGCUUGCCCACG
Messenger RNA from Mirounga angustirostris (Northern elephant seal), 1039 nucleotides. It is a transcript of the gene CUNH12orf43, whose product is annotated as chromosome unknown C12orf43 homolog. NCBI's taxonomy places the organism in Eukaryota, Metazoa, Chordata, Mammalia, Carnivora, Phocidae. Gene Ontology annotation, biological process: negative regulation of Wnt signaling pathway; Spemann organizer formation; Wnt signaling pathway. The transcript has 6 exons. The record is from RefSeq and is a predicted model, not a curated record. The coding region runs from base 96 to 893 and encodes 265 amino acids.